AUGGAUGGCUACUAUUUCAUUCAAAGUUACAUUUUUGGAAUAUCUCCAGUGAAAAACAAUUCUGGGAUAAAUAUUUCUGAUCCUCCAGUCCCAAGCAUAAAACCCGGGAUUGUAUUUGUGGAGUCGACUGACAACGUAGAGCCAACACCAUUAGUGGUGUGUUCAGUGGAGUCUGCAGCUCUAGGAAACCCAGACAAACCAAUCUAUUACUUCAUGAAGGGAUUCAGUGGCAACUUGAGCCAGUAUCCACAGCCUGCGUACAAAGGAAUCCCUUUGCUCUCCUCAGUGAGGAAUGUCACCAUUUUACCCUUGAAUGUCACUGAACUGUUUGAAGACACUCCAUUGAAAGGCUGGUACCAAAAGGUAAAUCCACUAAAGGAAAAGUUUUGGACUCAUGUGCUUGCAGAUGGUUGCAGAUUAGCGUUGAUCUGGAGAUAUGGAGGCAUCUACCUGGAUACUGACAUUAUAUCACUGAGGUCUAUGCUAUUUGAUAACUUUACCUGUCCACAAAGUCCAGCCGUUUUCAGUAACGGAGCAAUGGGUUUCCAGCAGAAGCAUCAUACCUUUUUGUGGAAUUGCAUGGAAGCUUUUGUGGCCAAUUACAUUGGACAUGUUUGGGGUCAACAAGGUCCUGAACUGAUUUCCCAUGCGCUGAAGAGAUGGUGCAAUACCAGUAAACCAGCCACCUUCAUUGGCAAGGAAUGCAAUGGCAUCUCUCUAUGGAUCACAGAUCGUUUCUAUCCAAUUCCAUAUCCACAAUGGGAGAGGUACUAUGCCCCCUGGAAAAAGGAGCAUAUAGAAUGGGCCUUUUCAGGUACAUAUCGAGCACAUGUCUGGAACUUUAUCAAUAAACAGAAGAAAAGAAAAGUUGUUGCUGGAAGUGGAUCAUUAAUGGAACAUUUUUUCCAGUUGCAUUGUCCAAAUACAUACAAAAAAUUCAUUCAAUCCAGUAAUAGUACAGCAUGA
Molecule: messenger RNA, 966 nt
Organism: Mobula hypostoma (lesser devil ray)
Lineage: Eukaryota; Metazoa; Chordata; Chondrichthyes; Myliobatiformes; Myliobatidae
Product: alpha-1,4-N-acetylglucosaminyltransferase-like
Exons: 2
Coding region: 1-966 (321 amino acids)
Biological process (GO): protein O-linked glycosylation
Molecular function (GO): acetylglucosaminyltransferase activity
Source: RefSeq, a predicted model, not a curated record